Messenger RNA from Prorocentrum cordatum, 1340 nucleotides. The record is from the annotation of a GenBank genome assembly. NCBI's taxonomy places the organism in Eukaryota, Dinophyceae, Prorocentrales, Prorocentraceae.
CAUGCAGCCGCGUACUGCGUAUUGUGAGGGUGCGUGCUUACAGACUCUUUCCUGGCUCGAGUGGCCCACACUCCCUGACUGUCUAGCUUUUGUUUACUGUGUGCCCUCCUUUCCCUGCCUGUCGGUAAUUGUUCGGCGUAUGCCUCGAUGCUUGCGGGCGGAAGUGUGGCUUGGAUCUACACGACGGAUGCAGUGGAGCAUGUGGCGCUCAACACCUUGCACUCGGAUGUUACACUGGGGGUAUGUGAAGACAUGUCCAUGGUAAAUCGCACACUGGAGGCGAUUCCAGCGUGCCCCAUGCUCAACGCCAACAUCGCGUACGGCGACGAGUCUGUUCAGGAUACCCUAAUUGACGAAACGCAUGGUCACAAGGUGCUGCUACUGCAAUGCAAGCCGCUGCUUAAGCUGGGAAGGGAGUCAGGUAAGGAUGUCGAGCUGCAGGGACGGAUCAAGAAAGUGAAGCCUGGCCAUGCUUGCUGCCUGGUGUGCGCAUCUGGGACCACAGGUAAUUAGCCCGAGAGCUGUGAUGAUGUGCCACGACAGCUUGUGCGCCACCGCAAAAAUUGGCCUCGCCUAUCUUCCCGAGUUCUCUGAGCAGGAGGAGCGUAUUCUUUCGUUUCUGUCCCUCUCCCACAUUGCGGCAUUCCUGGUCGACGGCGCUGCCGGUGUAUACUGCGGCGGGUUGUUUGCGACCACGGGCAUUGUGUAUGUUGCCGCCCUUACGAUUUGAUAUAUGGUACCAUCGGAGAUCGCUGUCGUUUGGUCGAGAUUAUUUGUUUUGGUGAUGCCCCCCGUGUCUGGGAAAAGGUGGCCGAGAAAGUCCAAGCAGUUGGCACGAGGAAGCAAAGGUACCAAACAGAGGAUCAUUGGCUGGGCGAAGAAAGUACGCUGCGAACAUGCGUUCGCCAUGCAGCAGGACGGAGAUGGGCGCUAUCCGUUGCGGUAUUGAUUUGCGGAACUUAUCUUCAAACACAUAAAAAAGGAGGCGAUAGGCUCUAGGCGUGCAGUUUUCGCACGCUCGCAUCACUGCAGCGGCACCACUUACCGACGAUACCCUGAAAUAUUUCGCUUCGGUCGGCAGCCACGUUCAGGAGCUGUACAGCAUGUCUGAAACCGCUGGGCCCAUUGUCCUGCAUUCGUCGCGUGUCUCGCGAUGAACAAUGCUCCCGGACAUAUCUUUGUUGUAGCUCAUCUUCUAAAGUCGGAGCUCCUUGUUGUACGUCCGCCUGGCUGGUGGGCUCGAUCUCGCGUUGGGGGAGGCGGACGUGGACCAAGAUGAUGAACCGCCCUGGCUUGCUGAGCCAAUCCCAGAGCAUCUACAAGAGCGAGACAAGGAGGAG